Messenger RNA from Choloepus didactylus (southern two-toed sloth), 1540 nucleotides. It is a transcript of the gene LIPT2, whose product is annotated as lipoyl(octanoyl) transferase 2. The transcript has 2 exons. Lineage: Eukaryota; Metazoa; Chordata; Mammalia; Pilosa; Megalonychidae. The record is from RefSeq and is a predicted model, not a curated record.
CUUAUUUUUUAAUCCUUUCUCAUCGUCUGCACUCCCCACUAGAAUGCAAGGUUACCAAGACAGAUCUUUCUUUUCUAGAACAUUGCGCACCGCUGUAUCAAGCGACUCGGGCAGGGCCUGCAAAGCACAGACAGGUAAAUACUGGUUGCUGAAAUGACUGAAUUGAGGAACCAUACCCUGUGGGGGCCUAGUGUCACAGUAUCCCACGAGUUUGUAACAGGCACUUAAGUGCGGAGGUUCGGGGCUGGGCCUGGCUCCAAGUCUCCGCCCCUCCCGGCACGUCCCAGGCCAGGGACGCGGGCCGGCGGAGGCCACAACUGGCGCGAUGCGGCUGCCGGCAGUGCAACUGGUGCGGCUGGGCCGAGUGUCCUAUGCGGAAAUGCUGGAGCAGCAGGAGCGAUGGCUCCGGCGGCUGCAGGCCGAGCCAGGAACCGAGGCCCGGCCAGCGACUCGGGCGGGCGCGCUCUUGCUCAGCGAGCCCGCGCGGCCCGUAUACACGGUCGGGUUGCGCGGCGGCCUGAAGCCCGAGGAGUCGGCGCGGCUGCGGGCAUUGGGUGCCGAGGAGUCCGCUGUGGAAGGCACGUCACGUCUCACGGCCUGGCUCUAAAUUGCUCUACGGAUUUGAUGUGGUUUGAGCACAUUGUGCCCUGUGGGUUGGUGGGGACAGGCGUCACUUCCCUGAGUAAGGAGCUCCAGAGGCAUGUCACUGUGGAUGAAGUAAUGCCAGCUUUCCUUGAGGCCUUUAAGGAGACCUACAACUGCACAUUGACCUCAGAGGACAGCCCCAGCUGAAGGCACUCCUGUUAUUACAGCCAGGUGGUCCUGCCUUGGAAAGCACCAAGGCUGACAGGGUCACUGGAACUGAGAUUCUAGACCCAGCCCUGUCAUUCACUGGCUGUGAGAUUAGGGCAAGUCAUAAAUUCUGAGCCAUGGUUCCCGUAUGUAUUCUGGUUGUUUCUCUCUUCCUUACCUACGCCAGGGAUACUAGAUGUGAAAACACUAAAAAAGCAUCACACACUAUAUAAAUAUGAGCUUAUCAUUAUUAUAGACACCAGUUUCUCAGUUUAGAGAAAGAUGCUAUAUGUGAUGGUUUGAAGCUGUAUGUAUCUCAAAAAACACGUUCUUAAAUCUAGUCCAUUCCUGUGGGUGUGAACCCUUGAUGAGGAGGGCCUUUUGAUAAGGCUACUUCAAUUAAGGUGUGACCCACCUUAGUCAGGAUGGGUCUUAAUCUUACUGUUACUGGAGUUCUUUCUAAGUGGAAUGAAAUACAGACAGAGGGAGAGAAAGCCACAUGAAACAAGAGGUUGGACAUCAACAGAACCAAGAAGAGAAAAGAGAGCCCAGGAGACGCUGCUGUGUGCCUUGCCAUGUGACAGAGGAGCCAAGGAUUGCCAGCAGUUAGCUACAGAAUGCCACAGUCUUCUGGGAAAAAGGGACUUGAUGAUUUGGACUUUCUUUUAUCCUCAAAACCAUAAGCUAAUAAAUUCCCAUUGCUUUAAAAUACCAAAGAUUGUCAUUUCUCAAUUAUUUGUUACUUCCU